Molecule: messenger RNA, 2590 nt
Organism: Clarias gariepinus (North African catfish)
Lineage: Eukaryota; Metazoa; Chordata; Actinopteri; Siluriformes; Clariidae
Product: golgin subfamily A member 6-like protein 22
Exons: 2
Coding region: 1-2175 (724 amino acids)
Molecular function (GO): GTP binding
Source: RefSeq, a predicted model, not a curated record
AUGGAUGACAAACAUUUUUUCACUGUAAGUAAAACGAAGAUCAGAAAACUGGAAGUAGCUGAAACUGAGCUAAAAAUCACUAAGCUGGAACUGGACAGCACGUCUAAAUCACUGCAGCAGAAAGACCAACAGCUGGAUUUCAAAAGACAAAUAAAGAAUAAAGAUACAGAACUGAGAAACAGAGACAAAAUCAUCAAGGAGAAAGACGCACAACUCAAAGAUACAAAUACAACACUAGAGAAGACGAAUAAAGAGCUAGAGAAGAGAGACAGAGCUCUAUAUGAGAGAGAUCAAGAACUAAAACUAAAAGACACACAGAUACAGGAGACACAAAUACAAGUGGAGGAAAAGGACAACAGACUUGUGGAGAAGGAGAAAGAAUUAAAUGAGAAAGAUGAAGAGCUGAAGGUUCUAAAAGAAUGUUUAGAGACUAAUGAGAAGACUCUUUCUGAGAGAGACACAGUGUUAAUGGAAACUAAUAAUAAACUUCAACAUGCUACUGAACAAGUUAAAGAGAAAAUCUCACAACUGGAGAAUAUGAACAAACUGCUGAGUGAAAAAGAAACACAGCUGAAGAACACAGAUAAAGAAAUGGAAACCAGUAAAAACAAACUGGUUACACUGGGGCAGAAGCUGCAGGACAAGAAGACACAACUAGAGGAGAUGAUGAUCGUACUGGAGCAACAGAAAACUGAGUUGGCAGAAAAAAACAAACAGCUUGAAGAGACAGAGAGACGUCUAACUGAGAGAGAGACACAGCUAAUGGAGAGAGACAAACAGCUUCAGGAGAAAGACAGACUUCUAGAGGAGAAAACAAAGCAGCUGCAGGAACAGACAGAUCCAGAAUCAUCAGCCCCCAUCAGGAGAAGAAACAGCAAGGAAGCGUUACCUCCAACUAUGGGUGGAGAAUCGUCUAGUCCACAUUCUCCAGUGUCGGUUCCUGUAGCAGAACUGAGGCUGGUGCUGCUGGGGAGGACGGGGUCUGGGAAGAGUGCAGCAGGAAAAACCAUCCUGAGCAGAGAGGAGAGAAACCAGGCUGUUACAUUUACAGCUACAUCUAUAUCCACCCAGCAGAGUGAGAGCACACAGGGGGAGGUGGCUGGGAGGAAGGUGACUGUGGUGGACACUCCUGACUGGUUCUCUCCUGGACUCUCUCUGGAGAAGCUGAGACAGGACGUGGGACUCUGUGUCCAUCUGUGUUCUCCAGGACCCCACGCCUUCCUCCUGGUCAUACCUGUAAAGCAGCCUACAGCAGAGGAGAGAGGGAUGCUGGAGAAAAUGGAAGAGAUUUUUGGAGAGAGAUGUUGGAGAAACACCAUGAUCAUAUUCAGUGUUACUGAUGAACUUCAGAAGAAGAACAUUGAGGAGUUUAUCCAAUCAGGAGACCAGGAGGUCCAAAGACUAGUGGAGAAAUGUGAGAACAGGUUUCACUGUCUCAACAUUAAGGACAGUAGAGAUGGUUCUCAGGUCUCAGACCUGCUGGGGACACUAGAGAAGAUUGUGGAAGGAAGCAGAGAGAAAUUCUACAGCAGUGAGAUCUACCUGGAGACAGAAUCUCAGAUAAGAGUGAUGGAGACUAAGAUUCUUAAGGAAAAAGAAGAGAAAAGGAUGAGAGAGGAAAUGGAAGUGAAAGAAAAACUAGAUAAAGAGGUGCAGGACUCUCUGAGAAAGAUAGAGGGAGUGAUCCAGGAGCAUGAGGGAGACAUCAGACAACUGAAUAACCGAACAACUGAACUGGAGAGAAAGAUGAAAGAAGAGAGAGAUGAAGAGAAAAAGAGAGAACUUGAGAGGCAGCUGAAACUAGAGGUAGAGCGAAGGACAAAAAUGGAAGAAAAGGUGAAGAAACUAAAAGAAAAGAGAGAAAGGGAGAGGAGAGAGAUGGAGGAGAGGCACCAACAAGAGAUGGAGGAGAUCAGGGAGGUGUAUGAAGGAGAGGUUAGGAUGGAGACAGAGAGAAACCUCAUGAAGAUCAUCCUGCCUGAACUCCAGAGAAACAUUUUGGCCUCAAAAACAAAGAUGCAGGAAGAUCUCAGCAGACAGAUGGAGGAGAAGAACAGAGAGCUGGAGACUCUUAAACAGAAACAUUCAGAUCUCACAGAAGUUCUCAGACUGAGGGAAGAAGUUUAUCAGGAAAUAGUGAUGAGUUUAACGUAUCAAAACCAGCAGCCAGUUUAAACUGAAUUAUCACUGCAUGUAUGACUUUGGAGUUGAUUCUGCUGUUUGCAAACACAAUAACACUAAUAACACAAUUCUUUUUAUUGUGACUUAAGAUCAGUGGUCUCAUAUUUCAUAACAAUAACAGUCAUGUUGAUGAUAAAGUUUUGGCAUUAUGAGGAUUUUCUAUUAAAAUGUCAGAGUGUAAGUGCUGCUAGGAUGUUCAUCAGGAGGACGGCACAGGAUUCUACCAAACCCACAGAACAGUUACAGAUACGGUAGCAGCAGUGGUGAAAAACUGUGAUAAAGACAAACCUUACAGCACAACAAAACUGUAUAUUAUAAAAUAAUAUAUAAUUAUAUAGAACUUGAACUUUUGUGAAAGAACACAGUAUAAUAUUUUUUCUUAAACUUUCAUGCCAAGAUGUUAUUUACA